Molecule: messenger RNA, 2206 nt
Organism: Megalopta genalis
Lineage: Eukaryota; Metazoa; Arthropoda; Insecta; Hymenoptera; Halictidae
Gene: Rsph4a
Product: Radial spoke head protein 4a
Biological process (GO): cilium movement involved in cell motility; cilium assembly; axoneme assembly
Cellular component (GO): axoneme; radial spoke
Source: RefSeq, a predicted model, not a curated record
UAUAAAACGAUGACGGCACGCGAGGGUUACGUCGACCAGAUAACGAACAGUCAACCGAAUUUCAUUGAUAGGGAAUCACGCCUCCGCUCCGCCGACGGAAACACGAGGAUGCGACGUAGACCGUGUAUGUAAUUGGAACAACCGCGAAAUGGCGUACAGCUACAAUAUCGAGGAGGUGCCGCCGGACGAUGUGCCGUGCGUCGAGCACGAUGUCCGACGCGCCAAAAUGUUCCUGCAGAAACACAGCCCCGAAUCCGGCGAUAGCCUAUACGAUCACUUGACCGAGGUACUGGCCAAGAUUUUAGCUGAGAGACCGAAAAAUGCGGUCGACAUUUUCGAGGAGUACAGCAGGAAAGUGAAAGAGGAGAGAUUCAAGACCGAGACGAAUCAUCUGCGAGAUUUGUACGUUCCACCCGCUCGUUACGAGAACGCGAAGACGCUCGUGCAGCUGUUCAAGAACGUUCAGCAGAUCGACGAGCAGAGUUCAGAAGGGCUGGAGGAUGCGGAGGAAGACGAAGCCGAAGGGAGCAAGCAGAAGAAGCCGAACAUGCUGGACCUUUUGUUUUAUUUCGAGCAGACUGACGUGGGUCUGCCCCGCGGCGAAAUGGUGGUGCUUAAUUUGUCCUUGCGGAAGCUCGUGACCGAGGCGCCCAUCCAGAACGUCAGAUUUUGGGGAAAGAUCCUCGGAAAUCCGAGGAACUACUACGUGGUCGAGGCUGAUCUCCGAACGGAGGAGCUGAGCAAGAGAUUGGAGAAAUUGGCGGAGGAGAGGGAGCGCCAGAGGCUGCAGAACGAGGCGAAAGCCGAAGAAGCUGCGAGAGCUGCGGAAGAAGCAGCUGCACAAGCAGAACGAGAAGACGCGGAGGACGGCGACGAAGAAGCGCCGGAGAAGGAAAAAGACGAGGAGGAGGGCUUGAAGCUCGUGUUUCCACCCCUGCCUGUUUCUUCGUGGAAGCCGCCACCGGAAGUGCCUUCGGAGAGCAUCGGGACCGGUGCGAAUUCCAAGGUGUAUUUUGUAUGCAACGAGCCCGGGUCGAACAAGUGGAUCGAACUUCCACCGGUGACGCCGCAGCAGAUACUAACCGCGCGGCAGAUUGUCCGAUGCUGCACGGGAAAUUUGGACACGCCGCUGUACACGUUCCCGCCGUUCCCCGGAGCGGAAAGAAAUUAUCUGCGGUCGCAAAUAGCCAGGAUUAGCGCGGCCACCUCGGUCUCGCCGAUCGGCUUUUUCACCUUCGGCGGCGAGGACGAAGAGGAGCUGGCCGAGGAGCCGGAAGACGGUGAAACACUAUCGGAGAAUCCGCAUUACGAUCCUCUGCCGGUCAAGGAGCUGGUGGACUCUUCUAUGGCGAACUGGUGUCACCAUGCACAGUUUAUAUUGAAGCAAGGUCGCACUACUUGGUGGAAUCCUGGAAAAGAGGAGGAAAAUGAAGAAUUCGGCGAAGAGGAAGAACUGGAAGAGGAGGAAGAGGACCAAGGAACGAAGGCUCAAAAGGAAGUCGGGCCACCACUUCUAACGCCCUUAUCGGAAGACGCGAUCGACGACUCGAUAAUUCCCUGGACAGCUCGGCAAUCGUCGCGAGUGAUGACAGAUUUGUCGGUGGCAUUGAUCAGAUCGAACAUUUGGCCCGGUGCAUUCGCGUUCGCCUGCGGAAGACGCUUUGCUAACGUGUACGUCGGUUGGGGUCACAAGUACAAUGCGUACAACUAUAGUCCGCCGUCGAUGCCGCCGGUACAGGAUCAGUAUAAAAUCGGCCCGGAGAUCAUGGAGAUCCAGGAUCCUACCUACGAUCAGGAGGAGGCCUAUCGCAUUGCGCAUUUGCCACCCCCGCCACCUAUAGACAUGGGAGAAGAGGAAGAGGAAGCUGUGGAGGAAGAAGAGGAGGAAGAGGAAGGCGAAGAUUGAUGAGCCAGAUCCGCCGGUAAAGCAGAUUUCGAGUUAUCAUAAGUAGGGUGCAGUUAUUAUUAUUCGAGAGAGAGAGAGAGAGAGAGAGAGAGAGAGAGAGAGAGAGUUAGCCUCUGUAGAUACGACCCUUUGAUAAACUUAUUAAGUAAUUAUUAAAAAAUAUAUGUGUGCUUCAUUAGCUUAAGUUUGACGUUAAAGAACAAUGAACAAGGUGGAAGCCUUCGAUACUUUGUAAUAACAUUUUAAUGACCAAGAAAAACGUGUAAUAAAAAUAUAAAAAAUAUGUUCAUGUCCAUAUAA